This is a messenger RNA of Gloeophyllum trabeum ATCC 11539, 1244 nucleotides long. RefSeq lists its product as uncharacterized. The transcript has 14 exons. NCBI's taxonomy places the organism in Eukaryota, Fungi, Basidiomycota, Agaricomycetes, Gloeophyllales, Gloeophyllaceae. The coding region runs from base 1 to 1095 and encodes 364 amino acids. The record is from RefSeq and is a predicted model, not a curated record.
AUGUUGCGCCCCUCUUUUGUCGCGUUGCUCGCUGCCUUGAGCAGCGCAACGUUUGCUAAUGCAUGGUUCCGCGUCGCAUGUGGGUCCCCGCUCGUGCAGGAACGGGUCGACCCCAUCCUCAACCCUGGCCAAGUUCCAUCCAACCACGCCCACACGGUUGAGGGUGCCUCGAACUUCGGCCCCAAUUACAGCUACGACAGUCUGCGCGCUUCCAGCUGCACCAGUUGCGAGGUCGCGCAAGACCUGUCGAACUACUGGUACCCCAAGCUGUACUUCCAGGACCCCUCCACCGGACAAUUCGAAGCUGUCAGCGACGGCGGUCUGCUGGUGUAUUACCAGAACCGUGGAAAUGACGACGUUGCCAACGGUGGCCCAGGCCUGAAAGCGUUCCCGCCCGGCUUACGGAUGAUAACGGGCAACCCGGCGCGCAGGAGCAAGAAGUACCCUGUCGGUGAGGGAAGCCAAGGCGAGCUUGGUGAACGCGCUAUCCAGUGGGCUUGCCUGCGUUAUGGCUCUGCUGAGGGUUACGACAACACGAACGGCACUGGUUUCCCGUGGACGGACUGUGAAUCCGGAUUUAAUGCGAGGCUCCACAUGCCUGCCUGCUGGAAUGGCGUGGACCUGUACAAGGAUGAUCAGUCGCACGUGGCUUAUCUGACCCAACUUGACAACGGGGAAUGCCCCUCUGGUUACCCUGUUGGCUUGAUGAAGCUGUUCUACGAGAUCACCUGGGAUGUUCACUCGUUUGCCAGCCGCUGGGAUCCUAACACGCAGAAGUGGCCGUUUGUCUGGUCUACUGGGGAUCCUACCGGUUACUCCUGGCACGGGGACUUCCAGAACGGCUGGGAUACUACCGCUCUGCAGAACGCCAUCGACCAGUGCAAUAACCCGAACGACCAGACCGGUUCCGGAGUGACGGAGGCCUGCUCUUACCUCACCGUCAACUCCGCUUCCACGGCUAAUGCGUGCAAGAUUGCCCCCAUCGUGAAUGAGCAAGUCAACGGCACGUUGAGCAAGCUCCCCGGAUGCAACCCGCUGCAGAACGGGCCCGGGGACGCGACGAUGUACUUGGACUCCAAUUGCCCGACCUCUUAAGUUGAGAAUUCUUACUGUUUGACUCGAGUACCUUGACCACAUGUGUACCCCCUUAUGCUUGGAGUUCUAGGUGGUCUUUUCCAACAUUGGGUUCUUGACUGUCUGUACUGUACUAUGCACGUGCUUCGAAUGUUAUUAUCUUGAUCCCU